AUGGUGAAGACCAAGCAGCUAAUUAGAGAGAAGGUGUGGUUUCCUGGGAUCGAUAAGAUGGUGGAAGCUGUGGUCAGAAACUGUGAGGCAUGUCAACGGACAGUAGAGGAGAAGAAGAACCUGCCGUUAGUAAUGACACAGCUUCCCGACGGACCAUGGCUAUCACUCGCAGCAGACUUUGCUGGUCCACUACCUGGCAACAAGGACCAGAACGCUGCAGAUGACUGGGAUAGUACUAUGAUCGAAGAUACUUCGAAGGAUCAAACACUGGAAUCAUCUCAAUCGGGGGCUAUGACUGGAAACCUCGAAUCAGCAUCAACUGGGCAAGGUUCCAAGGACCCAACCGCCGUUGAGGCCAGGGCACCGCUGGAAGAACCAAGGCGCUAUCCAAUACACCUUAACCGAGGGCAGCCUCCACAGAAGUUUGGAGACACCGUACUCUACUGA
Ornithodoros turicata is the source of this 447-nucleotide messenger RNA. RefSeq lists its product as uncharacterized. The transcript is spliced from 2 exons. The record is from RefSeq and is a predicted model, not a curated record. Bases 1 to 447 code for a protein of 148 amino acids. NCBI's taxonomy places the organism in Eukaryota, Metazoa, Arthropoda, Arachnida, Ixodida, Argasidae.